CGGUUGCCCCUCGUGCGUCGCCGGCGGGCGCCCUGGAGGGGGAGGGGUUAGGCGACGGGAAUGACGACACUCAGAAGCGCGUUAGGACGGCGCAGCCAUCUCAGCUUCCGCUUCCACUGCAGGACAUGUAUGUCAAUAUAAUGAAUGAACGGCUCACACCACUGGGUCUACGGUUGAAAAAGAGCCCAUCUUUUGUAGAUCUUAUUUGUACGUGUCUUUCAAAGGAAUACUCUACCAAGGAAAACUCUGCCAAGGAAAACUCUACCGUGGGCCGUUCUGCUGUGAAAGAUAUUGUUUCCAAGCCCCCGUUAAAGAAAGAUGUAGUAAAAGCUUCAAAUUUUCCUGCAAACUUUCUUAAAAUUGGUAAUUGGGAGUACACCUCGCAGUACGAAGGUGAUUUGGUUGCAAAAUGCUACUAUGCAAAGCAUAAGCUUGUCUGGGAAGUUUUGAACGAUGGUCUUAAGAGUAAGAUAGAGCUCCAGUGGUUAGAUAUUACUGCUAUAAAGGCAACUUGCCCUGAGGAGGGAGAUGGCACCUUGGAACUGAUGUUGUCUCGGCCACCCAUUUUCUUUCAAGAGACCGAUCCUCAACCAAGAAAACAUACAUUAUGGCUGGCGGCACCAGAUUUCACUUGUGGACAAGCAAUCAUGUGCAGGAGGCAUGUUUUGCGUUGCUCCUCGAGUGUGUUGAGCAGAAAUUUUGAAAAGCUUAUUCAGUGUGAUGAGCGACUAAAUGAGCUGAGCCAACAACCAACUAUCAUGUCAGAUUCUCCAUUUAUUGGAACCAUAAGCUCCAUAUUUGGAAAUCAAAAUGAAAGUGACGGCCCUUCAUCCAUGUUCACACAUUAUGUGUCACCAUAUGAUGCUUCUUCUUCAGUGGUCCAAAGGAAUGGCGUGAAGCAUCAUCAGCCAUUGAACUUAGAUUAUUUUCCUUUAACAGGUGCCGCAGCUUCAGAUAUCCAAGCAAAAAUUGUUGCUCAAGAACAAAGGAACCUCAAUUUGUGUAAUCGUGCCAGCCCCAAGGUGCCGAAAGAAUUUCAGGAGAUUGCUGAGAGCCUUUUAAGCGAUACACAAGCCCCGCCGUCCGCGGAUGAGAAAUAUCUGUUGGCAAGAGUGGACUCGCUUAGCAAUUUGCUUGAGAAAGGCACUGCGCCAUCCACCGUAUCUGUUCCUGAGCGCAAUGACACCAUUGCUGCAGGCGAAGUAGGUCAUGAUGCCUUUGCCGAGGAACUCGGAUUUUGUUUCGAAGACGAAGAACAAUGGGCGCCUGCGGGGAGAACUGUGGAUGGCGGCGCAGGACCGCCUGCCAUCUCUAGAAAGGAGUCCAUGGCGGCGGGUCUGUUUGAGAACCUCCCCCGCAUACCAUCUAUGUCAGAGUUGUUCGACAUAGCAGAGGAUUGAGAGAACUCCGGAUUUGGAAAUGUUUCAAUCAUGAGGAACUGUGCGGCUGUGCCUUCUUAGACUUGUUUUGGUCCCCUGUCUGUAACUUACCUGACUCUCAUUUGGCAACAACUGAAAUUUGCGCAUCCCCA
This is a messenger RNA of Triticum urartu, 1531 nucleotides long. RefSeq lists its product as uncharacterized. NCBI's taxonomy places the organism in Eukaryota, Viridiplantae, Streptophyta, Magnoliopsida, Poales, Poaceae. The record is from RefSeq and is a predicted model, not a curated record.